AUGGCCAACAGUGACAAUUCUGUGGCCUGUGGAAUUCACUCAUUGCUACCACAUUGUGGCUGGAUUUGGGUGGCACUCUUUGUAUCUAAUGAUAUGAAAGGAGAGCAGUCCCUUCAGUAUAUUGAAGCUGAGAUGGUAAAGAAAGGUGUCUGUUUGGCCUAUUCAGAAAAGCUCCCUGACACUAAGUCAAGUUGUCACAUUGAAACCACUGAUGCUGAGAGCUUGGAGGUUCAAGCUUCUCAAUGGGGAGAGCAUCAGGCUGAUGGGUGGGGAGCUCAGCUGUGUGGAGGGGUUUUAUAUAAUUCACAGGUCAAGAAUGAUUGGAACUGCCUUGAUUACCUGAAGCCAAGUGUCUUCAGAGAUGGAGAUCUAGUGCUGGGAGUGUUUUUUCCCCUGUACUACAUGGAACCAGAAAGAGAAAUGAUCCAAUUAUCCUUUUUACUCAAGCCUGAGUAUAAAGUGGUGGCAUCUUGGCUGUUUAGAGUCGAUCUAAGAACUAUAGUACUAACAGUCUCAGUAUUGGAGUUGCCGAGCAGGAAGGAUAUCUUUCAUAGGUCCCAGAGUAAAAGUGUAGGUUCUGGUGAGGCUUACGCAUUGUCAGCGAAGGACCUCCAUCAGUGCAAUGAAAAUAGAGAGCAUUUCCCAUGUCCCACAGGAAAAGCAAGGUGGUUGUGGAAGAACUACCAACAUGUCCUGGCUUUUCACUUUGCCAUCCAGGAGAUCAAUAAGAAUCCCCACCUACUCCCCAACAUGUCCUUGGGUUACCAAUUCUACAAUGGUUUUCCCAGUGAUCAGUUCACCUUGUGGAGCACUCUGCACUGGCUCUCAGGACAGGGUAUAUUUGUCCCUAACUACAACUGCAAAAAACAGGACAAAUCAGUCGCCAUCAUUGCAGGAACCACAUCAACAUUUUCUGCUGAAAUUGGAACUCUUUUGGAGCUCUACAAAAUCCCACAGAUCACCUAUGGCCCUUUCGAUCCUCUGCUAAGUGAUAAAGACCAGUUUCCCUCACUCUAUCAGAUGGCCACCAGUGACAGCUCUGUGGUCCAUGGAAUGAUCUCCUUGUUGCUGCAUUUUGGCUGGACUUGGGUGGCGCUCUUUGUAUCUGAUGAUAUGAAAGGAGAGCAGUUCCUUCGGUACUUCGAGGCAGAGAUGGUAAAGAAAGGUCUCUGUGUGGCCUUUACACAAAAGCUCCCUGCCACUAAGAGACUGUAUGCCUCCACUGAUAUCACUUUCAUGACUAGGAUUAGCCUUUCUUCUGCAAAUGUGCACGUACUCUAUGGUGAAGUAAGGAGUCUCAUCAGUGUGGACUUUGCAGGAGAAUACUUUUUAACCAUGGGCAAGGUGUGGAUCAUGGUAGCAAAGUGGAACAUUGUUGUGCAUGAGACAUACCGUGCACUGCACUCUUUCCAUGGAGGCUUCUCAUUUUCACAGCACAAGGGGGAAAUCCCUGGCCUCAAACAUUUUCUCAAGACAGUGGACCCUUCCCACUACCCAGAAGACUUUUACUUCGUUAAACUAUGGUUUCACAUUUUCAGAUGCUUACCUGCUGGGUCACAAUGUGGAGAAAUAGGAGACUGCCCACCAAACAAUUCCUUAGAGUUUUCCCCAGGAGACAUCGACAUAAUGACCAUAUCUGACUCUAGCUAUUUCAUCUACAAUGCUGUGUAUGCAGUGGCCCACGCUCUCCAUAAGAUGUUUCUAGAGAAAGUGGAAAUGGGAUCUCCAGGAGAUGCAGCUCAACCUAAGCUUCUUCCCUGGCAGCUUCACCCACUUCUGAAGAAAAUCCAGUUUAGGAACAGUGCUGGAUAUAACAUAUCCUUCCAUGAAACAAGGCAUGAUGUGGUACAAUAUGAUAUCCAGAAUAUUGUGAAUUUUCCUGUGGGCCUUGGUUUGAUGGUCAACAUUGGAAAGUUUUUCUUUAAGAGUUCACAUGAUGAAGCCUUGGUCAUCAAUGAAGAGAUGAUAGAAUGGCCUGUUGCAUUCAAAAAGACUCCUCAAUCUGUGUGUAGCCAGAGCUGUGGCCCAGGAUUCAGGAAAGUGCCACAGGAAGGAAGACCUGUCUGCUGCUAUACUUGCACUUUUUGCACAGACAGAGACAUUUCCAACCAGACAGAUGCAGAGCAGUGCAUCCGAUGUGCAGAUCACGAGUACCCAAACAUGGAGAGAAACCGCUGCCUCCCCAAGCUGGUGACCUUCUUAGCUUUUGAGGAAUCCCUGGGGAUGGCUCUGGCCUGCACAGCUCUGUGCUUCUCUGUCCUCACAGCUGUGGUCCUCUGGGUCUUUGUGAAGCACCGAGACACUCCCAUCGUCAAGGCCAAUAACAGGACCCUCAGCUACAUCCUGCUCAUCACCCUCCUCCUGUGCUUCCUCUGCUCCUUACUCUUCAUUGGCCGUCCCAACACAGCCACCUGCCUCCUCCGGCAAAUAACAUUUGGCCUUGUGUUUACAGUGGCUGUUUCCACCGUGCUGGCCAAGACCAUCACUGUGAUUCUGGCCUUCAAGGUUACAAAACCUGGAAGAACUAUCAGGCGAUUGCUUGUAUCAGGAGCUUCUAACUCUGUCAUUCCAAUCUGUUUCCUGAUCCAACUGGCUAUCUGUGGCAUCUGGCUUGGGACUUCUCCUCCCUUUAUUGACACAGAUGUACACUCUGAGCAUGGCCACAUCAUCCUGGUAUGCAACAAGGGCUCAGCCACUGCCUUCUACUGUGUCCUGGGCUACCUGGGCUCCUUGGCCCUGGCCAGCUUCACUGUGGCUUUCCUAGCCAGGAACCUGCCUGACACAUUCAAUGAAGCCAAGUUCCUGACCUUCAGCAUGCUGGUGUUCUGCAGUGUCUGGGUGACCUUCCUGCCUGUCUACCACAGCACCAAGGGGAAGGUCAUGGUAGCCGUGGAGGUCUUUUCCAUCUUGGCCUCGAGUGCAGGGCUCCUGGGCUGCAUCUUCCUCCCCAAGUGCUACAUUAUUCUUAUAAGGCCAGAAAGAAAUUCUUUGAAAGAUUUAAAGAAAAGAGCAACUGUUAGUAGACUGAAAUCAAUAAGCAAGAUAGUAGGAGAUGGAUUUAUUGACCCUAAAUAG
This is a messenger RNA of Lepus europaeus (European hare), 3075 nucleotides long. Its product is annotated as vomeronasal type-2 receptor 26-like. Gene Ontology annotation, cellular component: membrane. Lineage: Eukaryota; Metazoa; Chordata; Mammalia; Lagomorpha; Leporidae. The transcript is spliced from 10 exons. Gene Ontology annotation, molecular function: G protein-coupled receptor activity. The record is from RefSeq and is a predicted model, not a curated record. Gene Ontology annotation, biological process: G protein-coupled receptor signaling pathway. Bases 1 to 3075 code for a protein of 1024 amino acids.